UUUCUGCUUUUGUUCCCGUGGCGAUUCUCUUCCCUCACAUUAGUGACUUGUCUUUCUUCGCUGAGGGUCACCACCCGCAUCGUCUCCACCAUGAAGGCGCUGACUGUCUCCACCCUUGUUUGUACCAUAGUGGUUUUGGCCAGCAUUGAUGCAAACGCUCUCGUGUACAGGAGGGGAACGUACUGUCCCAGCCGUUGGUUCAGGAGCGGAGGUCGCUGUUUCUACUACGUUUCGUCGUACCUGACUUGGGUGCAAGCCGAGAAAAACUGUCAGUCCAUGGGUGCCAACCUGGCGUCUGUGCACAGCUUCAAAGAGCACCGUCGCAUUCGGUUGUUGAUUGCGAGACGUACGGGUGGAUAUCGACCAACGUGGCUCGGGGCCUCUGAUUGCCAGAAGGAGGGUUUUUGGUUGUGGAGCGAUGGCACACGUUUCGACUUUCGGUACUCUGGAGUGUUUAACAACCUGAAUCGCAGGCAGCACUGCUUGCAGAUGAAUUUUGGAGCUUACAAACGCUGGGAUGAUACCGAGUGUUGGCGUCAUCUUCCAUCCGUCUGUGCCAAAAUCGCCACCUAAGUCAAAAGGCUCAGCGUCUGGUUUGGCUUUCAUGUCUUUUCUAUCGCUGCAGCGCUGCAGGCUCCGGAUCGUCUCUUAGACUUUGUGUCUUUGACGAGAGCAGGUUGUAUUACGGAUUAAGAUUGCUUUGAACACAACCUCGUUCUGUAGAGUCAGCUGUUUUUCUUUUUGCCAAAAUAAAAUGCUCAAGCAAGUCAA
Messenger RNA from Scatophagus argus, 771 nucleotides. RefSeq names its product ladderlectin-like. Gene Ontology annotation, molecular function: carbohydrate binding. The record is from RefSeq and is a predicted model, not a curated record. Gene Ontology annotation, biological process: biological process involved in interspecies interaction between organisms. Gene Ontology annotation, cellular component: external side of plasma membrane. The coding region runs from base 91 to 573 and encodes 160 amino acids. Lineage: Eukaryota; Metazoa; Chordata; Actinopteri; Scatophagidae. The transcript has 5 exons.